This is a messenger RNA of Rotaria sp. Silwood2, 537 nucleotides long. Lineage: Eukaryota; Metazoa; Rotifera; Eurotatoria; Philodinida; Philodinidae. The record is from the annotation of a GenBank genome assembly.
AUGAGUAAAUAUCCCUUAGUGCAGAGUAAACUGAAAAGAGAAUUAGCUGAAUAUUAUCUUCAACGUCUCUCAGUCGAACAACUUGAUUCGCUCCGCUAUUUGAACUGUGUUCUUCGUGAGGUGCUUCGUUUUGCACCACCUAUAAUCGGUACUCUACGAACACUUCAAGUCGAUGAUCGAUUACCAUCGAGUGACUUUCAAUUGAGCAAUGGUGACCAUGUGUUCAUUUCAUUGUAUAACAUUGCUCGAGAUCCACGCUACUGGUCGGGACCGAUAGAUCCUGAUCAAUUCUAUCCCGAACGAUUUCAAAAUGAAGCUAAUACGAUUAGCAAUAAAGCAGCAUGGAUGGUAUUCGGAGGUGGUCAUCGUCAAUGUAUGGGCCAAGAUUUAGCUCGACUAGAAUUUAAAGCCAUUUGUGCACGACUCAUGCAAUAUGUGACGUUUGGUGAUGGUGGACCCGAUGUUAAUGCGGGUGGAUACAAAUACUCGGAUACACUCUUACCGAAACGCAUGGGUGUCACAAUAACAUUUGACUGA